CUCACUCUCUGGCUGUUCCUGUAUAAAUACACUCCUCUACCCCUAAAGCCGCCCCAGUCCACAGUCUGCAGCAGGAGAAAGCACUGCAUUCUUCAGCCAGGACAGCAUGGAGUCUAUCAAGUCUAGAAUAGAGAUGGGGAAGGAAAUGAAGGACGAGGACAAGAUGUAUAAGCGGGAUGGGAUUUGGUACUCCACUAUCAUGUCCCCACCUGAAAACUUGGACGCAGCGAAGGUCAUGCAGGCCAGGGAGGAUGACGUGUUUCUGGUGGCAUACCCCAAGUGUGGGUUCAACUGGAUGGUGGGUGUAGUCAAGAAAAUCAUGAACAUCUCGUCUGGAAUUACUGUCCCCGAUCGCCCACCUUUAAUCGAAUUUCACUCUCCAGAAGUGCAUCAGAUUGUAGCACAAAUGCCAUCACGAAGAUUUCUUGGAACACACUUUCACCCAAAGUACAUUCCGGUGUCAUUUAAAGACAAGAAAACAAAGCUGUUGGUGGUCUUCAGAAACCCCAAGGACACAGCCGUGUCUUACUAUCACUUCAUGAACAAAAACCCAGUCCUGCCCAACGUUGAGUCCUGGGACAAGUUCUUCUCAGACUUCAUGACUGGUGAAGUGGGCUGGGGUUCAUAUUUUGACCAUGCUGUGGCCUGGAACAAACAAAUGGAUGAUCCAAAUGUGUUGAUUGUGACCUUUGAAGAGAUGAAGGAGAACGCACCAGCGGGUAUAAAGAAAGUUGCAGAAUUCUUCAACUUCCCCUUAACAGACGAGCAGAUCUCCACCAUUGCUAAAGAAACCACCUUCAGUGCCAUGCAGGAAAACUCCAAAAAGAGCCACGCCCAGAUAGCAAAUGCCAUCUUCAGAAAAGGUGAAGUCGGUGAUUGGAAGAAUCACUUCAGCGAGGCCCAGAGUAAACAAAUGGAUGAAGAAUUCCAGAAGAAGCUUGCAGGAACCAAACUUGGAGCCAAGCUGAAAUAUGAUCUUUACUGUCAGUAAUACAGUAACACACAGCCAUCAGCCAUAACAUUACAACCACCGAGAGAUGAAGUAAAUAUCACGCAUCAUCUUCUUAUCAUCUUACAAUGGCAUCUGUUAAUCAAUGGGAUAAUAUAUACAUAUCAUGCAGCAAAAAGUGAACAAACAGUCAGCAAAAUGUGAAGGAUCUGCUACAAAAGUCUUGAUGCCAGCCAGAUAACACAGGACACCUUCAGAGGUCUUGUGGAGUUUAAUACCUCAGCAGAUCACGACUGUUUUGACAGCACAAGGGACUACAUACUAUUAGUCAGUUGGUUUUAAUAUAAUGGCUGAUUCAUAUAUACAAUGUGAAGCUUUUGUAGAGAGACAGACUAUUAACAGGACUGAUUUUUUAACAAGUGCACAAACAUUGCUCACUGAAGUUUUAAAGCAUCUAAUGUAUACAAAUGACUAAUAAUACUGAUUUUUUUUACUUAAUAAAAUAGGAAAUGCUGAAA
Astyanax mexicanus (Mexican tetra) is the source of this 1467-nucleotide messenger RNA. RefSeq names its product sulfotransferase family, cytosolic, 6b, member 1 (gene sult6b1). The record is from RefSeq and is a predicted model, not a curated record. The coding region runs from base 107 to 991 and encodes 294 amino acids. Gene Ontology annotation, biological process: sulfation. The transcript is spliced from 7 exons. NCBI's taxonomy places the organism in Eukaryota, Metazoa, Chordata, Actinopteri, Characiformes, Acestrorhamphidae. Gene Ontology annotation, cellular component: cytoplasm. Gene Ontology annotation, molecular function: sulfotransferase activity.